CAGAGGUGAGGCUGUUGUUUAAAAACUUGGAGCCAGGAAAGGAGACCCCUACAUUCAAGGGGAGCUCUCAGGCAAUCUGGAGAAAGAACAGCAGCAGCACAGAGUGAGGUGAGGCCCAUUCUGGGGAGCACCCCAUUGGCUGAAGAUGAGGCCACUCCUGCUCCUGUUCUUUGCCUUGCCCAGCUUCCUGUGUGCCCAGCAAGACUGUUCCCGUGGGGCCUGCUAUCCACCUGUUGGGGAUCUGCUUGUUGGGAGGACCCAGUUUCUCCGAGCUUCAUCCACCUGUGGACUAACCAAGCCUGAGACCUACUGCACCCAGUAUGGCGAGUGGCAGAUGAAAUGCUGCAAGUGUGACUCCAGGCUGCCUCACAAUUACAACAGUCACCGAGUGGAGAAUGUAGCAGCAUCCUCAGGCCCCAUGCGCUGGUGGCAGUCACAGAAUGAUGUGAACCAUGUAUCUCUGCAACUGGACUUGGACAAGAAAUUCCAGAUUCAGGACAUCAUGAUGGAGUUUAAGGGGCCCCUGCCUGCUGGAAUGCUGAUUGAGCGAUCCUCAGACUUUGGCAAGACCUGGCAGGUGUACCAGUACCUGGCUGCUGACUGCACCUCUACCUUCCCCCGGGUGCACCAGGGUCAGCCUCAGAGGUGGCAGGAAGCUCAGUGCCAGUCCCUCCCCCAGAGGCCUAAUGGACGCCUAAAUGGAGGGAAGGUCCAACUUAACAUCAUGGAUUUAGCCUCUGGGAUUCCAACAACCCAAGGUCAAAAGAUUCAAGAGCUAGGGGACAUCACAAACUUGAGAGUCAACUUCACCAAGCUGGGCCCUGUGCCCCAGAGGGGCUACCACCCGCCCAGUGCCUACUAUGCAGUGUCCCAGCUGCGUGUGCAGGGGAGCUGCUUCUGUAAUGGCCACGCUGACCGCUGCGCGCCCACACCUGGAGCCCCUGCUGACCCCUCCACUGCUGUCCAGGUCCAUGAUGUCUGCGUCUGCCAGCACAACACUGCUGGCCCCAAUUGUGACCGCUGUGCACCCUUCUACAACAACCGGCCCUGGAGACCUGCAGAUGAUCAGGAUCCCCAUGAAUGCCAAAGGUGUGACUGCAAUGGGCACUCAGAGAUGUGCCACUUCGACCCAGCUGUGUUUGCUGCCAGCCAGGGAGCACAUGGUGGUGUGUGUGACAACUGCCGGGAUCACACUGAGGGCAAGAACUGUGAGCGGUGUCAGCUGCACUAUUUCCGGAACCGACGACCUGGCAUUCCCAUUCAGGAGACCUGUAUCCCUUGUGAGUGUGACCCAGAUGGGGCAGUACCAGGGGCUCCCUGUGACCCAGUGAGUGGGCAGUGUGUGUGCAAGGAGCAUGUCCAGGGAGAACGCUGUGACCUGUGCAAGCCAGGCUUUACUGGACUCACCUAUACCAACCCUCAGGGCUGCCACCGCUGUGACUGUAACAUCUUGGGGUCCUGGCGGGACAUGCCUUGUGAUGAAGAGAGUGGGCGCUGCCUCUGUCUGCCCAAUGUGGUGGGCCCCAAGUGUGACCAGUGUGCUCCCUACCACUGGAAGCUGGCUAGCGGCCGGGGUUGCGAACCAUGUACCUGCGACCAGCACAACUCCCUCAGUCCCCAAUGCAACCAGUUCACAGGGCAGUGCCCCUGUCGAGAAGGGUUUGGAGGCCUGACAUGCAGUGCCGCAGCCAUCCGCCAGUGUCCAGACCAGACCUAUGGAGACAUGGCCAACAGAUGCCGAGCCUGUGACUGUGAUUUCCGGGGAACUGAGGGCCCAGGCUGUGAGAAGACCUCGGGCCGCUGUCUCUGCCGCCCUGGUUUGACUGGGCCCCGCUGUGACCAGUGCCAGCGAGGCUACUGUGAUCGGUACCCAGUGUGUGUGGCUUGCCAUCCUUGCUUCCAGACCUAUGAUGCAGAACUCCGGAAGCAAGCCCUGCGCCUCAGCGGCCUCCACAAUGCCACUGCCAGUCUGCGGCCUGGGCUGGGCCUAGGAGACCACAGCCUGGCUGCCCAUAUUCUGGACGCAAAGAGCAAGAUUGAUCAGAUCCAAGCAAUUCUCAGCAGUGCUUCAGCCACAGAGCAGGAAGUAGCCCAGGUGGCUAAUGCCAUCUUCUCCAUCAGGCGGACUCUCCAGAGCCUGCAGAUGGAUCUGCCCCUAGAGGAGGAGACACUGUCCCUCCCAGGGGACCUGGAUAGCCUGGACCGGAGCUUCAAUCAUCUCCUUGUUAUGUACCAGAGCAAGAGGGAUCAGUUUGAAAAAAUAAGCGGUGCUGACCCUUCAGGAGCCUUCCGGAUGCUGACUGAAGCCUACAAGCAGUCAUCCCAGGCCACCCAGCAGGUCUCCGAUAGGUCUCUCCUUCUGCGCCAGCUCAGGGACAGACGGAAAGAGGCUGAGCGACUGGAGAGGCAGUUAUCAGGAGGAGGAGGCACCAGUGCCCCACAACUUGCAGCACUGAAGCUGAAGAUGGCUUCCUUCCCUGACCUGACACCCACCAUCAACAAGGUUUGUGGGGGCUCUAGGCAGAUGGCCUGUACCCCCGGAGCAUGCCUUGGUGAACUGUGUCCCCGAGACAAUGGUACAGCCUGUGGCUCACACUGCAGAGGUGCCCUGGCCAGGGCAAGUGGGGCCUUCCGGACUGCAGGGCAGGUGGCUGAGCAACUUCGGGGCUUCAACACCCAGCUCCAGCAGACUUGGCAGAUGAUCAGGGCAGCUGAGGAAGCUGCCUUGCAGAUCCAAAGAGAUGCUCAACGCCUGGAGACCCAGGUGAGCACCAGCCACUCCCAGAUGGAGGAAGAUAUCCAACGCACUCGGCUCCUCAUCCAGCAGGUCCAGGACUUCCUCACAGACCCUGGCACUGAUGCAGCCACCAUCCAGGAAGUCAGUGAGGCGGUGCUGGCCCUGUUGCUGCCAACAGACUCUGCUACUGUUCUGCAAAAGAUGAAUGAGAUCCAGGCAAUCGCGGCCAGGCUCCCCAAUGUGGACCUGGUGCUGUCCCAGACCAAGCAGGACAUUGCGCGGGCCCGCAGGCUGCAGGCUGAGGCUGAGCAGGCCAGGACCCGUGCCCACGUUGUGGAAGGCCAGGUGGAGGAUGUGGUGGGGAACUUGCGGAGGGGUACAGUGGCACUGCAGGAAGCUCAGGACACCAUGCAGGGGACCAGCCGCUCCCUUCGGCUGAUUCAGGAGAGGGUUGCUGAGGUUCAGCAGGUACUGGGGCCAACAGAAAAGCUGGUGAUGGGCAUGACAGAACAGCUGCGUGGCUUCCGGGCACGGAUAGAGGAGCUCCGCCACCAGGCUGGGCAGCAGCAGGCCCAGGCGGCCCAGGCCCAGAAGCUCGCCAAGAGUGCCAACGAGCAGGCAUUGAGUGCUCAGGAGGGAUUUGAAAGAGUAAAGGAAAAGUAUGCGGAGUUGAAGGAACGAUUAGGUCGGAGCCCCAUGUUGGGGGAGCAAGGCAGCCGGAUUUUGAGUGUCAAGAUGGAGGCUGAGGAGCUGUUUGGAGAGACCAUGGAGAUGAUGGACAGGAUGAAAGACAUGGAGUCAGAGCUGCUGCGAGGGAGCCAGGCCAUCAUCCUUCGCUCUGCGGACCUGACUGGGCUGGAGAAGCAUGUGGAACAGAUCCGGGACUACAUCAAUGGGCGUGUGCUCUACUAUGCCACCUGCAAGUGA
Orycteropus afer afer is the source of this 3664-nucleotide messenger RNA. RefSeq names its product laminin subunit beta 3 (gene LAMB3). The record is from RefSeq and is a predicted model, not a curated record. NCBI's taxonomy places the organism in Eukaryota, Metazoa, Chordata, Mammalia, Tubulidentata, Orycteropodidae. Gene Ontology annotation, cellular component: basement membrane. Gene Ontology annotation, biological process: axon guidance.